Molecule: messenger RNA, 2667 nt
Organism: Punctularia strigosozonata HHB-11173 SS5
Lineage: Eukaryota; Fungi; Basidiomycota; Agaricomycetes; Corticiales; Punctulariaceae
Exons: 9
Source: RefSeq, a predicted model, not a curated record
AAAAAGGCAAACCAAUGGGAGCGUUGGCGUACCGUCACCAUACCGGAGCUCAUCACUCCAUACAUGAACUACUUGGCGCGUGCCCGCAGCCAGACAUCUGGGCAAGUUGCCGCAUCGUGUACGUGUGGUGGCCCAAACUUGAAGACGUUAAAGACCCUCAUUGUCUACAUUGAUCAAACUCAGGUGCAUGUAUGUGGUUGCACCUCGGCGGCGAAUUUCCUAGUGUCUCGUGGGUUUUUCCCGUGCGCACCUCAAGAGCCUUCGGUCGCGUUCGACAUCAACAUGAUGGAGCUUGUCGCGACACUGUUUCUGAAAGUGGCGCCAAAUGUGACAGCUUGGGCGUCUACGUUAGAGACCUUCCUCGGGGCAAGACACUUCAAAAUGCGCACAAGGUAUUCUGUGCGACGACGAUUAGGAAAUGCCUUAAAUUGGUACACGCACCUGAUCAACUGCGUCAAAUCUCAAGUAGAUGCGAUCAUAGACACUGCGCGAUUAACAAACACAUCGUCGUCGUCCUCUGCCCGUCCGGACGCACCACCGCAAGAUCGCUCCGGCAACGCGCCACCUUCAACAUCAGAAGACCCAAAAACCUCAUACCCCACCUCUGGAGGAAAGCCGAGCUCGUAUCUACGAUUGCGAUGCCCGUUGUGUUUUGGGGGCCCGGCCACAGGCAGCGAGAGAGAAUCCAAGGAAUACGACGUGAUUGUAUGCGUCGAUGCUUGUUUUAGCCAGAAACGCCGUGCUGGCCCGCGUGAUCCAACUAAAAGCCACCCCGACACCAUGUUCAUGUCCGAGGCCGAGGUUAAAGCUAUGGAGGAAUAUGUGUCAGAGCGCCGAAGCCAAACUGAUUCACCGCAGAACAAAAGUGGGACUCAAGGGAAGAAAAGAGCAGCCCCCAACGCACGCCCUGACGACAACGCAAUGGUAGAGCCUGAUAAAUGUGAGGGUCCUCUUCAGGUGCCGAACUCGGUCCUCGACGGUUGUGAAGCGUCCUUCAAAGCUGCCGACGAACAACGCGAGAAGGCAAGCACCACCUUCUUCGACGACACCGGACUCGUAGCUCUCAUCUGCCGACACGAUUGCGUACUCUGGAUGAUCAAUAUGACCAGUGCCGGAGAACGCCAGCACUACGCGCUUGCUCUGAUCGACAAGCUCUUCCAACACAUACCGACUACAUGGCAUGCCGGCGUAUUGUACGAUAUAGGUUGUCAAAUUCACCGGAGCGUCUACAAAUGGGACUUCUUAUGCAACAUCCGUGAUCGUAUUACUUUUGCAAUAUCCGUAUUCCAUGCUUACGGGCACCAAUGGGUGUGUCAGCUCUGUUAUCAUCCACGGAAAUGCGAUGGCUUUGGGUUCAGCGAUGGUGAAGGUGCUGAACGGUUUUGGAGCGCCCUCGAUCAUCUCAUCAGAAUUUUAAGAGGAAGCGGUUAUUUCCAACGACUCUACCUCCUAGAUUGCCAAGCUCACCAUAUUAUACUCAAACACUUGUUAAAUCUUGCAGUGUGGCUAGCAAGGAGGCACGAUACAUGCCGGAUACGAUUAAUUGAAGCCGAAAAAGAUUUACGGGAGUGCGGUGUUGAUGAAGACUCACUUCGCGCGGAAUGGAUCAAUCAGCGGGACGCCCAGACAAAGCCUAUGCCAAGGCAAUCGAAGAAUGCUGGCGCGAAGUACGUCGAGGCUAUCAUGGCACUCGAAGAACGUAUUCGAAACCUUGACAUUGCCAUCACCGCCGCCGACGCCAACCCCAUGGACGGGGAUGCGUUCCAGUCUUUGGAUUGCCAGACUGUACUGGAAGACGACCGAACGAACGCACGGAGGAGGCUUGCUAAACUCGAGGGCUUCCUGGAUGAACCGUCUCGCCAGAACCUUGACGCAUUGCGGAAGGACAAGUUCCUUGGCCGUAAAGCAAACGCACUCGCUCUUAAAACACGGCUUCGGAACCGGCUGCAGCAACGCAAAUUUGAAUUUGGCCGGAUCGAGCAGUUGCGCCAUGGACAUUCGUCGGAGCGUAAGCUACAAGGCCAUGUCGCGAAUGCUAUUGCAAAGCGCGAGUCUUCCAUCACGACCGUCGUACGAAAAUACAACGCGCUGUGUAGCGAGAUGACUGCCAUGAUCCGGAAGGGCGAGGCCCCCCGGGGAGCGGUGGCUCCUACGCCUAUCGAUGUGUCCACUGUUUGGACUCUCGACGUGGACGAUCCGAUCUGGCAAGAUACUGGGCUCUUGGACGACGAGAAAUGUGACUCUUCUGCGCCUCGUUGGCUUGCCGACAACUCGGUUCGAAAAGGGAUACGCGCAAUGCUCGAGCGCGAUCGCUGCCAAGAAGAGAUGGCACGCAUCUACAAGGAGCGUGCAACAAUGCAAUUCUGGAUCAGGGAGGAAUGGGCUGCGGUGGAAAAAGCACGCGAGGCCGUAGGUAAACUUGAGAGCCCGGGUAUGGUUUAUCAGAUUCAGAUUCGUCGGGAAAGGCUCUUGCAUCUUGCUGUUGUCUGGCGUCGCCGAGCGGGUCAUAUCCCGCCGGCACAACCUCAGCCCGACUCCUGGGGCCCUACUAACGACGAAUUAAUUGCUGCCAUGCAGUAUGAGUAUAUGGAAUCCACUGCGGACCAGCCGCUACUGCCGGGGCAGUUGGGACAUACAAGCUCUAUAGAUGAAUCGGACGACGAAGAC